UUAUUGGUAGAAAUAGCUAACAGAAGAUCUAUUUUAGAUCAUGUUAAGAGAACUGACAAGGGCAGUGGGUGUAAGGAGAUUGCCCAGGUAGUGGCCUCCCUGGCAUCCUUGUUAGCCUGAGUAAACAGUACUCCCAUGACAGAACCUCAAUAGCCUUGCCGUGUUGAUAAAAUCUGACAUUCUGCUUAAUCACUUUUUAAUGAUAUUGUUCCUUUUGUUCUUGGUAUGUGAGAAACUAGCAGUUUUUUUAAGGCGUGGGAAAAGAUUAACUUCCAUUUCCUAAUUCAGUAAAAUGGGUUGGUAAUACACAUAUAAUCCUUGUGGGGACAGGAGGAAAAAAUGACCUAAUUUCUGUUUAUUAAAGGUCUCUUCAUACAUUUUUAAAAAGUUAUAAAGUACCUGAAAUCUUGAAAGGAAGAAAAUCUAAGGUGAAUACUCUGGCGACGUUGUAAGAAAAUCCUAUGAAUUCUGAUAGCAUGUCCCAUGUCACUGGUGUAUGCUAUUAAAAUGCAGAUGGAGGGGCGCCUGGGUGGCUCAGUGGAUUAAGCGUCCAACUUCAGCUCAGGGCAUGAUCUUGCAGUUCGUGAAUUUGAGUCCUGUGCCCGGCUGUGUGCUGACAGCUCAGAUUCUGUGUUUCCCUCUUUUUGCCCCUCUCCUGCUCACACUCUGUCUCUCUCUCUCUCUCAAAAAUAUAAUAAACAUUAAAAAAAAAUAAAAUGCAGAUGUAAAUAAGCACAAGUUUUGCAAUUCAUCAAUUUGUUGAAAUGGCUGGCUUUUUAGGGGGAAAAAAAGAAAAGAAAAAUAUACACUUGGGAUGGAAUCCUUUAGGGCAUAAAAAGGAAUAGAAUCCUCUAGUUAACUUGGUUAUUUGCAGUCGGUAUGUCAUUUGUGUGAGACUGAUGUCAUGCAGAUUGAAUGCAGAGGCCAACGUGUGUGUGUGUGUGUGGGUGUGUGUGUGUGUGCGCGCGCGCGCGUGCGCACGCGUGUGCUUUAAAGCCCCACUCCCAGAAUAUGAAGUGAGUGUGAAGGGCGCCACAAUAACCCUGGAUCUGUCAAGAAUGUACCUAUUUUUAACAAACUGGAUCAAGUGUCAGCACUCAAUAGGAGAUGAAGAAGGGGGUAGAGACUGUUCUACGGAUCCAGCGGACGGUAAACGGCCCUCUGGCAUGUUUACAGUACAGCUGUGCUUCCUUAAUGGCUCUGCCCCUGCCAUGCCAGUGCAGCUGUCUGCUUCGGGAAGUGAGGUCUACAGCAACGAGGAGAAUCUUCCAGAGCUGCCUCGCACUGUGACAUGUCUGAGCCCUUGCUCCAGUCCCUGCAACAUGAACAAGGUGGACACUCACUGACCUGUCACAAGGUUGCCCUGCAAAGCUUUGGGGUCCAUGUCUGAAUGGAUUGCUGUAGCCUUCUCAUCUCUCCCUUCGCCCAGUUCCCUGCAUCCUAAGACUCGAAGCCAGCACAGAGCCUGGAAAAAUUACAUGGUGUGAACGGCAUGUCUGUGGAUGAGAAGCCUGACUCCCCCAUGUAUGUGUAUGAGUCCACAGUCCACUGCACCAACAUCCUCCUGGGCCUCAAUGACCAACGGAAAAAGGAUAUUCUCUGUGACGUGACUCUGAUCGUGGAAAGGAAGGAGUUCCGGGCCCACCGGGCUGUGCUGGCCGCAUGCAGUGAAUACUUCUGGCAGGCGCUGGUUGGACAGACGAAAAAUGACUUGGUGGUCAGCUUGCCUGAGGAGGUCACGGCCAGGGGCUUCGGGCCGCUGUUACAGUUUGCCUACACCGCCAAGCUAUUACUCAGCAGAGAAAACAUCCGCGAGGUCAUCCGCUGCGCCGAGUUCCUGCGCAUGCAUAACCUGGAGGACUCCUGCUUCAGCUUCCUGCAGACCCAGCUCCUGAACAGCGAGGAUGGCCUGUUCGUGUGCCGAAAGGACGCUGCGUGCCCCCGCGCGCACGAGGACCGUGAGAACUCCGCGGGGGAGGAGGAGGAGGAAGAGGAGGAGACGAUGGACUCGGACACGGCCAAGGUGGCUUGCUCCAGGGACCAGAUGCUUGCAGACCCCAUCAGCUUUGAGGCUGCUGCCAUCCCAGUAGCAGAGAAGGAAGAAGCUUUGCUGCCCGAGUCCGAUGUGCCGCCCGACAGCAAGGAGAACUCCGAGAAGGACGCGUUAAGGCAGUACCCCAGAUACAAGAAAUACCAGCUUGCAUGUACCAAGAAUGUCUAUAAUGCAUCAUCACACAGUACCUCAGGUUUUGCAAGCACAUUCAGUGAAGAUAACUCUGGCAACAGCCUCAAGCCGGGGCUUGCCAUGGGGCAGAUUAAAAGUGAGCCGCCCAGUGAAGAGAACGAGGAAGAGAGCAUCGCGCUCUGCCUGUCCGGAGAUGAGCCUGACAUCAAGGACAGAGCGGGGGACGUGGAAAUGGACCGGAAACAGCCCAGCCCUGCCCCCGCCCCCGCCCCCCCUGCCGGGGCCACCUGCCUGGAGAGAUCCGGGAGUGUGUCCUCCCCCUCCUGCUUAAGGUCUCUGUUCAUAACAAAAAGUGUGGAGUUGUCUGGCCUGCCCGGUACCUCUCAGCAGCACUUUGCCAGGAGUUCAGCGUGCCCUUUUGACAAGGGGAUCACUCAGGGUGACCUUAAAACUGACUACACCCCUUUCCCAGGGAGUUACGGACAGCCCCACCUGGGCCAGAAGGACGUGUCCAACUUCACCAUGGGGUCGCCCCUCAAGGGGCCUGGGUUGGAGGCUCUCUGUAAACAGGAAGGAGAGCUGGACCGGAGAAGUGUGAUCUUCUCCUCGAGCGCUUGUGACCAAGUGAGCACUGCGGUGCAUUCAUAUACUGGGGUAAGCAGUUUGGACAAAGACCUCUCUGAGCCGGUGCCAAAGGGUCUGUGGGUGGGGGCUGGCCAGUCCCUCCCCAGCUCACAGGCCUACUCCCACGGUGGGCUGAUGGCUGACCAUUUGCCAGGAAGGAUACGGCCCAACACUAGCUGCCCGGUGCCAAUCAAAGUCUGCCCUCGCUCGCCCCCCUUGGAGACCAGGACCAGGACCUCCAGCUCGUGCUCUUCCUAUUCCUACGCAGAGGACGGGAGUGGGGGCUCACCCUGCAGCCUCCCUCUCUGUGAGUUCUCCUCCUCGCCCUGUUCCCAGGGAGCCAGAUUCCUUGCCACAGAACAUCAGGAACCAGGCCUGAUGGGAGAUGGAAUGUACAACCAAGUCCGACCCCAAAUUAAAUGUGAGCAGUCUUAUGGAACCAACUCCAGCGACGAAUCCGGAUCGUUCUCGGAAGCAGACAGUGAGUCGUGUCCUGUGCAGGACAGGGGCCAGGAGGUCAAACUUCCCUUUCCUGUAGAUCAAAUCACAGAUCUUCCAAGGAAUGAUUUCCAGAUGAUGAUUAAGAUGCACAAGCUAACCUCAGAACAGUUAGAGUUCAUUCACGACGUCCGACGGCGCAGCAAGAACCGCAUCGCGGCCCAGCGCUGCCGCAAGAGGAAACUGGACUGUAUUCAGAAUUUGGAAUGUGAAAUCCGCAAAUUGGUGUGUGAGAAAGAGAAGCUGUUGUCAGAGAGGAACCAGCUGAAAGCCUGCAUGGGGGAGCUGCUGGACAACUUCUCCUGCCUUUCCCAGGAAGUGUGCCGCGACAUCCAGAGCCCCGAGCAGAUCCAGGCCCUGCACCGGUACUGCCCCGUCCUCAGACCCGUGGGCCUCCCCGCAGCCUCCAGUAUUAACCCUGCGCCCUUGAGCGUGGAGCAGAACCUGGCCGCCUCCCAGUGCGCGGUGGGGGAAAGCGCCCCCUGCUGCCUGGAGCCGGGAGCGGCUCCCCCCGGGCCCCCCUGGGUGCCCGGCAACACCUCGGAAAACUGUACUUCCGGGAGGAGGCCGGAAGGCGCUGACCCCGGAACCUUCUCGGAGAGAGGGCCUCCUCUUGAAUCCAGGAGCCAGACGGUGACCGUGGAUUUCUGCCAGGAAAUGACUGAUAAGUGUACGACCGACGAACAGCCCAGGAAAGAUUACACCUAGUGACGCGGCCUGCCUCCCAGUUCUCACGCCUCUCCCACCCAGGUGUUCUCCGGUCAGCCUGUGGUGCUGCUCAUCUGUUGUCUGGAAGAACCGAGAAGGAAUUUGGUGCACACUACAGCGUUCUUAGCAGCAAUACUGUUUCUGAGUAUUCCCUCCUCUCUUCAAGCGGGAGUGAUAUACAGUUCCCUUCACAAUGGUGCUACCCCUUGCUCAGGCGAGGAAAGACGGGCGGUGCUGACGCUGCCUGUCUGUGGGUUAAUUUCAGUCUCAACAGGGAUAGACUAGAACACCUCUAGGACCCAACCACGGAUUUUUUUUCUCAGUGGCCCAUGUCACAAACCCUAUCUCAGGAAUUUCUUCUGAAUGUUCAAUUUUUUUCAUUGAAGACAGCUUCUAUACACAUCAAAGUUUUAUAGCUAGACUGUACAUAUUAUAUAUAAUAUAUAUAUAAGAUAUAUAUAUAUCCAUAUGCAAAAGUCCUGCAUGCCUCAAUUUUCUCAUCCUAAAACUGGAAAACUUCAUUUCUCAUUUAUAAACAGGUUCCAACAUUCCUCUUCUUUUGUCUCUGAUGCUAGAACUAGUUUGGUAACUGUUAACAUGGUCAUUUUUCUUGCUUCACAGUUCAAUUUCAAUUUGUACUUAUUUAUGGAACAGAAUUCAAUGUUGGAAACUUCUUUUGAGGUUUUAUUUCAGACCCUUUUUUUGUUUGUUUGGUUUGCUUUGGGCACCGUCAGAUGGUGUCAUCUGAGUGUUGUGGGUUGUUUUUUUGUUUUUGUUUUUCUUGCAGAUACUGUACAGUCAUGGUCAACUUUGCCACUUGCACUGAGUUUUGGGUCAAACCUAUUUUCUUAAAUGAAGUUGUUGCUUCGGUAUAACUCGAGUAUACUGUAUAUUCUUUGCUUUUAGUUUAAAAGUAAGACAUUUUAGCUAAUUAAAAAGCACUCAGGUGAUAAUUAUGUAGGAAAAAUAAUCUUGCCAAAUAAUGAAUUCAUCCUAGGAUGUGUAGACAAUAAUCUGCUUGAAUAUUUUUAUAUUUCACCUCCUCCCCACCUUUCCCAGAAGCAAAGUUUAAAUGCAGAGAGUUCAGAGUUGAUGCUGGAUGUUCAGACUCCUAAGUGGGGAGAGUUUGGACGUCCACUCAAAAGUGCAUCCAAACAGCAGGAACCCAUGAUUUUGUACCAGAACUCAGCAGGCAUUGGCUCCUAAAAAUCAAGUUAGAACUAUUUUCUCACCCAGGGGGCAAGUCCCAUUCAUUUCAACCCAUCCUCAGGCCCCUGCCUGCCCGUGAAAGUGCAGUGCAGGAGGAAUUUCUUGGAAGGAUUUGUCUGAUCAGCCACCCCACUCCCUUGCCCAGGCCCCAGCUCCCAGGACAUCUCACCUGAGUGGGUUUGAAUCACAGCGCCAGGCGUCCUGGGUUAAGGCAAUUCACCCAGAGUAGGAGAGAGCAGGGCACAUGUAAGCCUGGGGUCUGUCCCUAAUACAGACAAAAGCAUUUCUUUCUCCCUCCCUUCUCCAAAUGCUUUGAGUUGAAUUCUGAGGUUUUUCUGCUCGUCUCUUGUCCAAAGGCAGAUUUCAUUCUGAGGCUUUGGAUACAGUAUGGCCAAGGAGCCCUCCCUAUCCCCUUCCCCCACCACACACACACCUACCCUCACCUGAUGAUAAUUUUCUUCUCUUGCUGCAAAACUGGUUGGCUUGCAACCCACAGAGAGCAGCUUCCCUUGGCUCUGGGGGCGUGCUGGCCCCUGGCCACGUUUACAGGAAGAUGUGCCCAAGACCCUGCCGCCAGCCUAAGAGGAGGAGGAAUCCGCUCCCUCCCUCCGGUCGGCCCUCCAGCCUGGCUGCAGGUAGAGUCCUGAAAGGUUUGAUGUGGGGAUGGGGUGGUGGGCAGUGGGGACUAGAUGGUUGACUUUGUUUCUUUAUUUGUGCCAUUGUUUGGACAAUAUUAAAGCUGCAUGUAAAAGGGGAAAUUAGUAUAUGACGUAGGCAAAAAGUGAAAUCAUAGUAACAUAUGUUUUAGUAUUAUUAACUUUUCUGUACAAAUAUUAGCGCUAAAUGUUUAAAUAUGUAUGAAUGCCAGAAAUUUGUUGGUUCAUGCGGUAGGAUAAAAAAAAAAAGGCUUUUCUUUUAAAAUAGUUCCGCUUUUAAAACCUGCCUCUGGGUUUUUGUUUUUUCUCAUGUGCGUGUGUAUGUGUGUGCUAGUCUGAGUCAGAUUUUGGUAAAGCUCAGCGUUGGAGCUGCCAUUUUUAUUAUGGUUGUUGGAAUUUCUUGGCCUAGUGGAAUGGUUCUGUGCUUCACCGUGGGGUUUGCCUUUGUGGAAAACUGGUGACAGCUGGAAUUUAAAUUCAAUGUGAAUCAUGUGAUACAUCACAGGUGAUAUACAUCCACAGGUGUUAAUGGUGGAGGAGUCAGCCAACAGUAUUGUUUAACUCUCGUGUUGCCUUUUUUAAGUGACCUCCUCUUCUUUUGAAAAAAGAAUGUUUUCUGCUAGUAUCAUAACCAGGUCCAAACAAGCUUGCUGGCAUGACUUACCCUGGCGACAACUCAUGUGCAACUGGUAGUCUUGACCACAUUCCAUCAGUCUCCCCGCUGUCUGUUGUUUGGUCCGCACACACACACCUGUGCCACGGCCAUUUCCAGGUGGGGAGGGGUCUCCUUAUUUCCCUCCACCCUAACUCAGCCCACAUCCUCCUUCCACCCACCCCCGCCUCGCUUUUCUCCCCCUUCCCCAGUCAAACCCCUACAAUGGGACUGGUUAAAGACACUGCUUGGAAAACUGUCUUUCCAUUUCUUAGAGAUUUUUAACAGGUUGUUAUGAUUUUGUUCACUAUGUACCAUAAACAGUGACUGGCUUUGUGCAAUUGUCUAUGUGACUCGUCUUGUCUUUUACUACCCCGAACCAUGUGUUCGUCCAAAUUGUUUCUGGGUUGAUUCAAAGGGAGGACUAGUUGGGGACCAGAAUCCAAAUUGCCUCAAGUGGAGUUUUAAGAACCAGCCUGUCUCCUUUCCCUGGGAUCCCUUAGUGAGGCCCAUGUCUUUUAUGAAAAAGAAAAGCAAGUUAAUAGCAAAGAACAGUGUUUGCACGGCAUGGUGGCAUUUAAUUGUGCUUUUA
Panthera uncia (snow leopard) is the source of this 7124-nucleotide messenger RNA. RefSeq names its product BTB domain and CNC homolog 2 (gene BACH2). The coding region runs from base 1493 to 4015 and encodes 840 amino acids. Gene Ontology annotation, molecular function: protein binding; DNA-binding transcription factor activity, RNA polymerase II-specific; RNA polymerase II cis-regulatory region sequence-specific DNA binding. The transcript has 7 exons. Gene Ontology annotation, biological process: regulation of transcription by RNA polymerase II. The record is from RefSeq and is a predicted model, not a curated record. Lineage: Eukaryota; Metazoa; Chordata; Mammalia; Carnivora; Felidae.